Molecule: messenger RNA, 2760 nt
Organism: Electrophorus electricus (electric eel)
Lineage: Eukaryota; Metazoa; Chordata; Actinopteri; Gymnotiformes; Gymnotidae
Product: deubiquitinase DESI2-like
Biological process (GO): protein deubiquitination
Molecular function (GO): deubiquitinase activity; protein binding
Source: RefSeq, a predicted model, not a curated record
CUCCGCUAGAGGGCAGUAAAAACGCACUUUACCCAGCAGUAUCUGGGAGUAAGCAGGAAGAGUUCUGUAAUUCAAGUUCUGUAACGUUAGCUCAUGUAAGUUUAAUAAAUCUUUUAGAUAAAACAUGAACGGAUCUGCUCAUAGAACAUCAACAGCGUUAGAUAUUCAGCUGAGAAGAGGACCAGCGGGGCUGGGCUUUAAUAUUGUGGGUGGCACUGAUCAGCAGUACGUGAUCAAUGAUGGUGGCAUCUACGUGGCCAAGAUCAAAGAGAAUGGUGCAGCAGCUCUGGAUGGCAGACUGCAGGAGGGUGACAAGAUCCUGGCGAUAAAUGGGUAUAAGCUGGAGAACCUGCCUCACAGUGCUGCAGUGGAUCUGUUCCGGUCAGCAGGAGAGGACGUCCAUCUGCGUGUGCUGCAGAGCUACUGGAUUAAUGAAUAUACCUCCACUCUGGGGAUUGGGGUCUUCCACUCAGGAAUAGAGAUCUAUGGCCGAGAAUUUGCAUAUGGUGGUCAUCCUUACCCCUUUAGUGGCAUCUUUGAGAUCAACCCAGGAAAUGCCUCUGAGCUUGGGGAGACCUUCAAAUUCAAAGAAGCUGUAGCUCUGGGCACGACGGACUUCACAGAAGAGGACAUAGAUAAGAUCAUGGAGGAACUGGGCAAGGAGUUUAAAGGAAAUUCAUAUCACCUAAUGCACAAGAACUGCAACCACUUUUCCUCUGCACUCUCUGAGUUGCUGUGUGGGCGGGAGAUUCCACGCUGGGUAAACCGCUUGGCCUAUUUCAGUUCCUGUAUUCCAUUUUUGCAGAGUUGCUUGCCUAAAGAGUGGCUCACGCCUGCCGCCCUGCAGAGCCAUAUCAGCAUGGGCCUGCACAAAGACGACGUGCACACACACGAGUCCAGCGACGAGGAGCCCUCCGUCGGGGGACCGUCCGGAACGUCGCACAGCUGCCGACACACUCGCGUCUGAGCUUGCCCGCGCAACCCGUGAAUGCGUGCACACAGAGACAAAUUCUGAACCUCUCAUCCUACUAAUGCUUCAGGCCGUGCCGUUCACAGCACACCCUACCAGCUGGGAAGACCACCAGAGCUCAAAACUCUGUCCUUGAGGAUGAAGGUCACGCCCCAUUAACUGAAGCCAACAGGGAUUUAAAAGCCUCCUAUUCCUCCUGCUAAAUAUCCCUAAGCCUUUGUUAUUCCCUUGAAUGGACAACAGUAUUUACCAUUGUGCAUUGUCCUUUUCUUAUGACCCUCCCUCCUUCCAGUUAACGGGGGCACAGGCAUAAAUGACGGACAGCUCAGACUGACCACUGAUGGGUCUCUUUUUUGCAGUGUUGUCCCUCCUUUCUCCAUAGUACUGUAAACUGAUUGGUUCUGACAGGAGUUUGGUUUGCUGUGAACCUUCAAUACUUUUAGACUAAACUGUUGUAGUUGUUUUUAAAAAUGAUUUUUCUAGGCAAAGUCACACCUCAAAAUAGCAGAAUUAGUUGUAUUUGGACACUUUUCUACUUUGUAAAUAUUUUAAAGAUGAGACUACAUACAGGCAGUUACAUUUGCUGUUAAUAGCCAGUUCACAUGACUAUGUGCCAGUAAUGGAGGGGUGAACUUGUAUGGAUUUCCUCUCAGAAUGAUAUUUAAAAUUCUCUUUUGGUUAUGAUAAAUGGUUUUGAUUUUCUAAAGAUGUUUUAAUGUGAUAAUAUGAUUUCAAAUAGCAUCUUUUUAUAUUUAGAAUUAUUACUUUAAUUUGUGUGUAUUUUUCCAUUUCAAUCCAGAGAGCUUGAUUAUGUUGUUAAAUAUAGUGGCAUUAAUUAACAAAGAGCUGUGCUAAUUUUCCUCAUCUAAAGAGAACUGAAGAACUCUUUGACCAUGUGUGAAAAUGAUGAGUGUGACUAAGAGUAUGGUGUAAACACACAAACACACACAACUGGUAUGGAAAUGCAACCAUAUAACUAUGAGCUGAUGACCAAGUGUUCAGCAGGAACAAUGACCUCCUGUUCUCUGGUGAUCCAACACACAAAGGCAGAGAGGCUUAUUGAGUUGGGGCAGGGGUGGAGUGGUGUGGGGCCAGGGUUGGGGUUACAAUGUAUGAAAGUAGAAAAAAGGUGGCAUGUCCCAGAAUGUAAUGCUGAUAUGGUUUUAGCCCAUUACUCAAAGUGGUAUUAUUUAUUUAUUGCUUUGUUAAUUUGUCUUACUUUGGGUAACUGAGGCACAGAAGACUUGUGAAUCCUUAACUUUUGAAUUUGUUUUUCACCCACUGUGCAGUAUUAGAAAGUUGUCUGGCUCAUGCAAUCGCUGAUAUGUUUUAAUGGCAGACCAAGUGCUGUGGUCCUCUCUCCUAUUGAUACAGGAUAUAUAUAAAUCAAGCCCUGCAUUCACUUUCCCUCCAAUCUCUUACAUAUAAAAGAGACUGAUAUGGAUUUAAAGGUGGCUAUAGGUGUUAAACUGCUAAUCACCUGGCCACCAAAGACUUAUGAGCCACUAUUACUGAUUUAUACAUUUGUAUGUCAGUAUAUAUACUUUCUAUUCAUUAAUAAGUAUGCUCACACCUUUGGGUUUCUGUUAUUUUAUUCCUAUUUCAUCCCUUUGGGAAUGCUUUUUGUUUGGAUUGGAUAUUGAUUCUCUAACAUUCUUCUAGUUCAUUUGAGACAUCCUUUUGUAUUACUGUCAGUUUUAACCUUGACUGGUAUUUACUUUUAUGAACCAGAUGAUAAUAUCACAAAAUUUUAUGAAUUCCGAGCAGAAUAAAUGACUGAAAGUAACAUU